Molecule: messenger RNA, 2374 nt
Organism: Leptonychotes weddellii (Weddell seal)
Lineage: Eukaryota; Metazoa; Chordata; Mammalia; Carnivora; Phocidae
Source: RefSeq, a predicted model, not a curated record
CUCCAGCCAUGGGCAGGUCCUGCUCAGUCCCUGGAUGAAGAAGUCUUGAGGUUCCUGAGAUACAUCAGCACCCCCCAGAUUGCAUGCAAUCACAUGAGCACAGACAGCCUCACUACUGACUCCAGCCCUGCAAAGAAGCCUUGGUCAGUCUGUCUCGAUGACAGGUUUGGCUUAGCUCAUCAGAUCCGCAGCAAGCAAUGCCGCCUCUACUCUCUAGGGCUAGGGAGUGAUGAUACCCAAUUUGAGGUUAGCAUGGCCAACAAUGGAUGUGAGGUACAUCGUUUUGAUCCUAGUGUGAAGUCGGCUCAUAUUCUGGAGAGUCAGCGCCUCUGGUAUCACCGCUUGUCUAUCGACUGGCGGGACCCGCAUCCAGCUGUGGCUGCCCAAAAACCGCAUAGCAACACCAGAAAACUGGGCACCAUUUUGAAUGAAUUUGGGCAUCACAAGAUUGAUGUUCUCAAAGCAGAUCUGGAGAGUGCAGAAUGGAAAGUUUUAGAAAAUCUUAUUCUGGAAGAUGUCCUGGAACAAAUUGGACAGCUCACCUUUGAGAUUCAUCUCCACUGGCCCGGGUUUGAGCUGUUCCUGAAGAAAGACAUUUUCAAUGCAAGUAGCUGUUACACUCUGAGUUGGGUGAAUACAAGAUGGACCUAGGAUGCAGGACCUCAUGGAGAACUCCGGGAAAUAACUUCAGAAUGAGGUGUGUCCUUGUCCAGUCUCCUCCCGCUAGCCUGUUAGCUGCUCCGGGGGGGGGGGGUGGGUUGUGUUAUCGCCUUUGUAGUGCAUGUAGCCUGGCACCUGCCCUGUGGUAGGGACACGGUUAAGACCUGUGGAUGGGAUGGACACCGGAGUGCCACAGGAGUCCAUCUCCAUCUGCCCAAAGCCUGGGCCUUCCUCCCGUUUGCCUCCGACAGAGCGGGGAUGCUUGUCCUUCUUCGUUUUAACUGGGAAGAUAACCCUCCACUUAUCUGUGUUCCCUAAAAUUCAUUAUGCAUCUAAAAUCUAUGAAUUCACCAACAUGAGGAAGAAAUUACCUAACAUUUCCAUUUUUACUGAGUUGAUGAGAUUCUUAAGUUUGUAGCUUACUGUUUAAAAGAGGGCCUUUCCUUUGACUGUCACUCCCCUCUUUCAGGGUUUUUCUUGUUCACCUGGUCAAUGACAUUCUUUAGGACCUUGUAGAUUUCAGUCAUUCCUCCUCAGCCUUUGCUGAGGCCAUGCUGUGGCUUUAUAAUCACCCCUGGUUCUGGUUUCUGGGGACUCAGACGCACCAAAUUCUGUCACCGAGCUUAAAAGCCUAGACUAUGCAGAACCUCAACUCAGGAUUCUUUUCAGACUCAGCCUUAAAUCCCCUUCUGUUCCUAUGAAACCAAGCACAAAGCAGAAUUUGGGUGUCUUUGCUGUUGCCUCCACUGACUUCAGACCUGACUUCCCAACCACAGCCUUGCCUAUCCUGUCAAAUUUUUUUUUUUUAAUACAUUAUGUCAAGGAUUAAGUGAGUUUUUCUCUACUGCCAGUUGGCAUUUGUUAGAAGACCAUGGCCUGAGAGCCAAAGUCUGUCUCUUUCCUGGGAUGCUUACAUAGUGUUUCAGUAACACCAAUCCUUUCUGUAUUUUUAGAAAUUAAACAGAAAAUGUAGGUUCUCAGUAGUUCAAAUGAUCUCCAUCAUUUUUAUUUAUGGGAUUAGACAUUUACCCCCACAAAUGAUUUUCAAAAAUUCUAUUUCAAAUAAGUCAAUUGAAUAGCAUAAAAACAAACCAAGUUAUUACCUUAUUAUAAAUUAAGUAUAUUUUCUGGCAUUUUUUACAUCAUGAGAGAGCAGGGAAACUAUAUAUCCAUUGUUUGUUCAAGAAAUUUGGGGAGAGAGUAGAAUGCUGGUUGCUACUAGACUUUAUCCCUUCUUCCCGUUUUUUACCUCCUUCUACCCCAGAUGUUCCCUGGGCUGGUUUUUUGUUUCUUGCAGUGGUUUGAAAAUACCAUGCCGUCAAGUGAGAAACCAAAAUAUGGUAGAGUUAGAUGAUCUUAUUCACUUCAGUUCAAAAGGGAACAAGACUUUCUGAAUUUUUAAAAAUACAAAUAAGCUUUUUAUUUUAAAACACAUAGUACACUAGUAAAAGUCAUUGAGGGUGGGAGAGCCAGCUUGAAUCAGUUAAAAAGUAGCAGCUAAGUUGCGCUCUGUGUCCAUAGGUAUCUCAAAAACACAAAGGGUCCAUGAAAAACUCUGAAGUGGUUUAAUGCUUAGUGUGCAUGGUAUUGCCUUCAAAACAAAGUUAACUUUAGUCCAGUUCCUGCUUGGAUUAUAUCACAGAUUCUCUCUUUUAUUUUUUAAUCAAAAUUUUAUACACUGAAGUAUAUACAAUAAACCUUUUUAUACAUUAAA